Molecule: messenger RNA, 1980 nt
Organism: Ilyonectria robusta
Lineage: Eukaryota; Fungi; Ascomycota; Sordariomycetes; Hypocreales; Nectriaceae
Product: Metallo-dependent phosphatase-like protein
Exons: 4
Coding region: 1-1980 (659 amino acids)
Biological process (GO): nucleotide catabolic process
Molecular function (GO): hydrolase activity
Source: RefSeq, a predicted model, not a curated record
AUGGCUCGCGAGAAGGAGCCCACGGCUGAGCCCCAGGUGACGUUCGCCUCAGGGCGGGUUGACGACGGAGGAUCGGCCGAUUCGCCGCCCGAUGUGCGCAUUAUUCACUACAACGACGUCUAUCACCUCGACCCGUCCAGUGCGGAGCCCGUCGGCGGCCUGCCGAGGUUCAUCACCCUGUGCCGGGAGUACCAGGAGGGCAAGCAGUACGAGGGCCAGCCCGAGGCCUUGACCCUGUUCUCGGGGGAUGCCUUCAACCCAAGUCUUGAGAGCAGCGUGACCAAGGGCCAACACAUGGUUCCGGUGCUCAACAUGAUUGGGACCGACUGUGCAUGCGUAGGGAACCACGACUUUGACUUUGGCAUCAAGCAGUACGAGCAUCUCGCGGGCCAGUGCGACUUUCCCUGGCUGCUCGCCAACGUCCUCGAUCCCGCCCUGGGCGAGGACGUGCCCAUGGGCAACGCCAAGAAGACGCACAUGAUGACCACUUCCAACGGCAUCAAGGUUGGCUUCAUCGGCCUCGGUGAGCGCGAGUGGCUGGAGACGAUCAACAGCUUGCCUCCGAAUCUCAUCUACAAGUCCGCCACGGCUACCGCCAAGGAGAUUGUCCCGCAGCUGCGGGAGCAGGGCGCCGAGAUCAUCAUCUGUCUCAGCCACAUGCGCGAGCCCAACGACAACAAGCUGGCGCAGCAGACCGAAGGCAUCAUCGAUAUCAUUCUGGGCGGCCAUGACCACUACUAUGCCCACAGCUUCAUCAACGGCACCCACGCCCUGCGAUCGGGCACCGACUUCAAGAACCUCAGCUACAUCGAGGCCCGCCGGAAGCCGGACGACCCCAAGCGCUGGGACUUUGACAUCUGGCGGCGGGACGUCACCUCGUCCAUCGCGGAAGACGAGCCCACGCAGAGGCUAGUCGGUGAACUAACUUCGAAGCUCAACCAGUCUCUCGCCAAGCCGGUGGGUUGGACGGCCACGCCCUUGGAUGCUCGGUUCAGCACCGUCCGCCUGAAGGAGUCCAACAUUGGAAACUUUGUCUGCGACGUCAUGCGGCAACACCACCACGCCGACUGCACCAUCAUGGCGGCGGGCACAAUCCGCGCCGACCAGAUUUACCCCCCUGGCGCGAUCCGGAUCAAGGACAUCACCACGUGUUUCCCGUUCGAGGACCCCGUCGUGCUGCUGAGGGUCACGGGACAGGCCAUCUGGGACGCGCUGGAGAACGGCGUCUCGCAGUAUCCUGCUCUCGAGGGACGGUUUCCCCAGGUGUCCAACAUCCGCUUCGAGUUUGAUCCCAAGCUGCCAAGGGGGCAGAGGAUCCUUUCCAUGGAGAUUGGCGGAGUGACGUAUGACCCCGAGAAGAAGUAUGUCCUUGCUACUAGAGGAUACAUGGGACGGGGGAAGGACGGAUUCACCAGCCUUCUGGUCAAGUCGGAAGGUGGAGAGGCAGAGGAAAUCAUCGAGGAGGAAAACGGAAUCCUCAUCUCCGCCAUGCUCCGCCAGUACUUUAUGGCGCUGCGCACCGUGGGCCAGUGGAAACACCUCUCCGACCACUGGGUCAACGUGGUUGAAAACUGCGAAACACCCAUCUCGCCCAUCCGCGAAGGCGCCUACGGCUUCCCCAGCAUGGACAACCUCGCCGCGUACCUCCCGGUCCCCGACCGCGCAAAGGUGACGGAGGACUCGGCCGACCCGUGGAGCAAGUUCCUCAAGCGACGCUUCAUGGUCAACGCCAAGCCGGUGCACGAAAACGUCGACAGCGAGGUCGACGAGGACGACGACUCGGACGAGGACGCGCGCGACGGCGGCGACCAGCUCGACUUUGAGAUCCUGCUGAUGCGCAAGUUCUGGACGCGCUGGGCGCUGAAGACGGGCGUCAAGUCGAGCAUCUGCGAUCCGCUGAAGGAGGGCGCGUUUUCCGUCGACUGGACGAGGUGUAUUGCGCCGGUGGUUGAUGGGCGGAUUAAAAUGGUAGAGUCAUGA